This is a messenger RNA of Cyprinodon variegatus (sheepshead minnow), 6581 nucleotides long. RefSeq names its product MAM domain containing glycosylphosphatidylinositol anchor 1 (gene mdga1). Gene Ontology annotation, molecular function: protein binding. The record is from RefSeq and is a predicted model, not a curated record. The transcript is spliced from 18 exons. Gene Ontology annotation, biological process: homophilic cell-cell adhesion. Gene Ontology annotation, cellular component: plasma membrane. Bases 514 to 3393 code for a protein of 959 amino acids. Lineage: Eukaryota; Metazoa; Chordata; Actinopteri; Cyprinodontiformes; Cyprinodontidae.
GCAUCCCCCGGACUCUACAGACACAGAGCUGAUUGAACAAACGGAGAGGGAAGCGCAUUCCCAGAGCGCAUCAUUUAGUCACCGGCCAAACAAGGAGACAGGCAGAAAUUCAACCACGCCUUUCUCAGUAAAUAAAAGGAGAGCAGUAAAUGUGUAGGAAAUAAUUCUCUAUCUCUUUUAUAAGGAUUCUUACGUUUCUUUUUAUAAGGCUUAGUUUUUUUUGUCACUUUCACAGUUGGGAGGAUAAUACUCCAUGGUCAGCUGCAAUAGUGUCUUAUUUUCUGGUGGACUUAAAGAAACAAAGAAAAAAAAAAAAAAAAACAAGCAAAAAAGUUGAACUGGAAAUUAUUUUGGAGCGCGCGACUGGAGUUUUGUCUUUAAACCUACAAUUGUUGCGCUCUGACAGGAGGAGGAUAUAACUUUUCAACUGGUGUGUUUGGAGAAGAGGAGGAAUUGUUGCUGCGGAGUGCGGAGCGCCUUCAGAUACAAGGUUAUGAAGGAGCUGAGCUGAAUAUGGAGCUCUUCUGGAUCUUGUUGUUUUCCAGUCUGUAUCCUCAUAUUUUGAGCCAAGGAGUUUACGCUCCAGCUAAUGCACAGAUUGUGCACUCCGGUGCAGCAUGUAACGUCAAGGACGAUAACAUAAGCGAGAGAAUUUACACCAUCAAAGAAGGAGACACACUAGUGUUGCAGUGUAUUGUUAAAGGACACCCACGACCACAGGUGCGAUGGACAAAGACAGCAGGCAGUGCUUCAGACAAGUUUCAAGAAACAUCCAUUUACAACGAGACACUGCGAAUCGACAACAUCCAGCGGGUGCAGGGGGGCCGCUACUACUGCAAGGCCGACAAUGGGGUGGGGGUGGCUGCCAUCAAGUCCAUCCGCGUAGAUGUGCAGUACUUAGAUGUUCCAGUUUUGACUGUGCACCAGACGGUUGGCGAUAUACGUACAGGAUUCUACCAAGAGAAGACAGUAUUCCUUCGCUGCACUGUCAACUCCAACCCGCCAGCCAGAUUCAUUUGGAAACGUGGCCCCAUGGUCCUCGAACAGAGCAAAGACAGUGGGGUCGAUAUCUAUGAACCUCUUUACACUCAGGGUGAGACGAAGGUCCUUAAACUGAAAAACCUAAGGCCCAAGGAUUUUGAUGACUACACUUGCCAGGUGUCUGUGCGCAAUGUGUGCAACAUUGAAGAUAAGUCAGUUACCUUCAGGCUAACAAAUGCUACCGCUCCCCCAAUGAUCCGACUCUCGGUAAAUGACAGCGUGGUGGUUGAUCCUGGACAAGAUGUGGUCAUGACCUGUGAGGUGACUGCAGGUUUACCCCCACCCACAGUCACAUGGUCACGUUAUCCCGGACCCCUUCCCCUCAGUGCUCUGGUUCGGGGGCCGACACUAGUUUUACGUGCAGUCACACCAGCGGAUGCAGGUUUCUACAACUGUACAGCAACUAACAAUGUGGGAAACCCUGCUCGCAAGAACAUCAACCUUGUUGUCAGGACAAUGAGCAACCUGACUUUUCAAAUCACACCGGAUUCAAACAAGGACAGUGAGACCAUCCAAAUGGGUCGGGACCUGAAACUGUCAUGUCAUGUCGACGCCACCCCACAGGACAAAAUCAACUACACCUGGUACAAGAAUGGGGUCCCUGUCUUUAACUCUGAUAGCCUGAUAUUGCUGCGCAGUGACCCUGACAUGGCCCCCGGCACAAGUAGUUUGGAGAUUGUAGACAUGAAGUUCAGAGACCUGGCCAUGUACAGCUGUGUGGCAAACUUCCCAGGCAGCAGGGUGCCAGAGCUGCGAGUGGAUGUCAACAUCUCCCAAAACAGUGUCACUCCACCGAUACUAUCAGUUCCAUCAGGAGGUCAAGUUGUAAGUGUGCGUGAAGGAGGGAAUGCCGAGUUGGUUUGUCAGGUUGAUGGGAAACCCCGUCCUCCAAUACUGUGGUCAAGGACAGAGAAGGAUUUACUUAUGCCGUCAGGAACGCCCACGGUGGAGACGACUGAUGGCCGCUUGAGGCUGAGGAACGUCAGCCGGGACAUGAUGGGGCUGUAUCGCUGUCAGACUGCGCCAUACAACGGCCUUAACAUUAAGCGGAGAGAGGCCCAGGUCCAGCUGAAUGUGCAAUACCCUCCGAUGCUGGAUCCAGUCUUUCAGGAUGUACGUUCAAGGAACUUUCAAAUAGUGACCCUGAGAUGUACCGUCCUGCGUUCCAACCCUCCCCGUCUGACAGACAUCCGCUGGCUACGCAAUGGCGAGUUCAUCCGCAUGUCCAUGCCCGACCUGAAGCAGACACCUGAGCUGAAGUUUAAGCUCGAACCCACCAACAAUGGCACGUAUGAGUGCCGAGUCAGCAAUAGUGCAGGGACAUCAACAUGUCGGUUUAACGUCUCUGCUCGACCAUACAAUGCAGAGUUUUAUUUUGACACACCGAACCCAGUACGCAUCCUGAAGGGAAACAAUUAUUCCUACAACUUGCAGUGGACACAAAGGGACCCCCAGGCCACAGACCGUAUCAUUGGCUACUGGCUAAACGUUCGAAAGGACAAGCAGAGCUUGGUGUCAAAGCAAAUAGACCUAAGGGGUAAGGAGCCAGAGAAGGGUGUGCUGAUGUCUCACACGGUAACAGACCUGGAAAUCCCUCGAUCCUAUGAGGUUCGACUGGCUCCCAUCACAACUUACAGCACAGGGGACUAUGUCAGCAGGAUCAUUCUGUACUCAGAACCCUACACUUAUCCAAGAUCUUCGGACCAAGUGUGUGGGUUCGAGGAUGAGCGGAUCUGUGGUUUCUCUCAAGACCGGAGUGAUAAAUUUGAUUGGACAAGACAGAAUAAUCUGACGCACAAUCCCAAGCGAUCUCCUAAUACUGGCCCGGAGACUGACCGCAGUGGAACAAAGGAGGGGUAUUACAUGUACAUCGAAGCAUCCCGACCUCGUGCUCAAGGGGACAAGGCCCGUCUUCUAUCUCCACUUUUUAAUGUGUCUUCAGUCAGGGGCCCGAAGGGCUCUAGUCGAGUCCCAUACUGUGUCUCUUUCUACUAUCACAUGAAGGGAAAACACAUUGGCACGCUUAAUGUUCUUUUGAGAAUGAGAAGUAUUGCACCUGUGGACUCAGUGGUGUGGACAAAAUCAGGUCAUCAGGGCUCAGACUGGAGGAAAGCCUUCUUUGACAUCAGCCCCAGAGGACCAUUUCAGAUUGUGUUUGAAGGAAUCCGAGGUGCAGGCUUUGAAGGAGAUAUCGCCAUUGAUGAUGUGUCCAUCACCAUAGGGAAAUGCAAGCAGGAGAACACUGUAGCCAACGCAGGUAAGACAGUUCUUAUUGGAGCUUCACACUCGCUGCCACUGGCCAGGUGGCUGACCUUUGGCCUUUCCUGUUUCCUCUUACUCCUCUACAGAUGAUGAGCACUUAGAACAUCAACGCCCCAACUCGCGCUUUUUUAAUCCCCUCUUUAUCUUCCUCUUUGCCCAGUACAUGAGCCGUCACUUGUCUUUCCUCAUUCGCUGUCAUAUCUGUCCUGCCUUAUAUCAAUAUCAUUCCUCUGUUGCUGAUAACAAAAAGAUUUCAGCCUUUUGUCCUCCAUUUUCUUUGACUGUUGCAGCAUUUCGGGACAGAGUGUAAUCAAUUGACUCCCAGCCUAUAUUAAAAGUUGACAUACUUAUAAAAAGAGUAAAACUUUCACCUUAAACACUAUAAUAGGAACACCAUAUUCAUGUUAUUGUCACUUUUGCGCCUCUUUCUCUGCGUCAUUAACCUUAUUGGUUGUUCAUGUGCAUACUCUUUGUACGCGGCAAUUCCCUAUCACAACCCUUGGCAACUUGCUCCCGCACACAUCAAAGUGUCGGACACGCUACCAAAGAUGACAAAGAAUAGGAGGGAAUAAAAUGAGAGAGCUGGGAUUCCAAAAGAAAAGUAAGAAGGAAAAUGGUAGAAGAUGAAACUGGGAAGAAAAAGAACUUCACAAAGACUGAAUUCCUUGGGAAUCAUUUUUUGGGAUACUUGGAAAGAUGAAGAACUGCAUCAAUGAAGAAAGGAAAUUAAUUUCUUCUGAAAAAGGACGCAAAGCAGAGGUUGAUGAAGGCAGGGUGCCCCCGGUAGCCUCUCUGAUUGCCACAAGAGACGAACCUCAGUGCGGAUUAUACGUGUACAUUUAUCUCUCUCUAUACAUAUAAAUAUAUAUCUAUAUAUAUAAUAUUACUAAAUUUAAAGUGGAAGACUACAAAGACAAUGGAGGCCUGUAGUAAUUGAAAUUAAAGAAGCACAAUGUUUAUAAUACUCUGUUGUACCUUUGGGUUUUAUUUCACUAAUGUGAUGUUAUAGUCUAACCUAUUCAAUGUUUUUGAUUUUUAUUUAUUUUUUUGUUGUUGUUUUUGUUUGUUCUGCCGUCCUAAGGGUCAUGGACAAUAAGUAAUAAAGUAUGAUUAUAUUCCUAUUUAUGAGACGCAGAGAGGAUGAUUUAUGAUCCUGAACCUGAUUUCCCCACCAAUAGGGAAUACACACAUGACCCAAGCCAUCUGGAUUGGAGCCCUUACCUUUUUAUUGCAAAAACUCAAAAUACACACCCUCUGACACACAUUACAUUAAAACAAACUCUGCUGCCAUGACCAUAGACCUUACAGUAGACCCUCUUUUUUAACAAAGCAGAGAGAAAUACAUACUAGGAAAACCAGAAUUUGAUUUAUAGAGAGAAUAUUAGUGUUUAAAAAAAAUAAGACAUUUUUAAGCCAGCCUCCUGAUUUAUUUCUAUCCAGUGUCAGUUAUGAAUUUUGCAUACAUGUCAGUGUCUGCCUAAUGAGGCGUGUUAAUUGAGUUAUAAAUGUUAUCAAUAUUAGGAUUGUGUUUUCUCUUACAUUUUUAAUCAAAUUUGACAAUCUCAUUUACUUAUUAAAUUCAAGCAAUGCUCACAUCCUUCUAUAUAAAAACUCAUCUGCCGAUAAAUAAAUAAAAAAAAUACACAUCAUAAUGGAAACUUAGUUCACCCUGUGUUAGAUGCUUCUCAUAUUUAAUAUAUUUCUACUUUGCUACACUAGCUUUAUCUGAUCUAAAAAUUAAAAUAUCAAAAAUAUUUGGGAUUUCUUCUGUAUGAUGAUCAUCUUCAUUACCAUGUAUAUUGCAUGUCAUGUCUGGUCAUUCUUGAAUUGUAUCUAUUUCAUGUCAAAAUUUAGUUGAUCAUUGCAUUUUUUUGUUUUAACAUUGUUUUUUGCCGUGUGUUUUACAAAGCUACACUGUUUCUUAUACUAAGUAGCAAAGAAAAUAGAUAUUGUAUGCCUGUUUGAUACUGACUUUCCAAGAUGUGAGGAGGUGAAUCUAUGCUGGUUGCACCAGGCAUACAGAAAGACAUCUGUGAGAAAUCCAAAUAUGAAUAUUAAGACAAACUUACCCUUUCUUUUGUUUUGAAAAGCAAAAGAAAAAUCUGUGCAUUUGAAAUAUUUUAAGAAAAUGGCUUGAGUUCUCUAGAAGUGGCACUAAUGCCAUUUUAAGUUGUUCAGGUUAAUGCACAGUGUUCUACACUGAUGAGUACACACUGCAUAUGUAAACACUUCACCUAAAGUCAGAUGCAAUAUGUUUUAUCACACAUAAAGCAAUGCUGUGCAUGUCUUCUUUUUAUGUCAAUCAUCCAGUCAUUCCUCUAAUGCAGCACUCACAAAGUCAAAUUCUUAAACAUUUGGGCUACUUUUACACAGCAGCCUGAAGUGCCCCAAAUCCAACUUUUUUGCCCACAUGCAACCUGUAUCUGAUCUUGUAAUGACAGCCUGAACAACACAGAUCAGCCAGGUUGCAUUGAUCCAACCUUAACGUGAUUAUAUUACAAUCAUGGAGGACGAUAAUGCGGAGAGCAGUCUUUAUUUUCAACACUCUUGAUAAGAUUUUAUUAUUUAUGCACUGGCUUAAGUCGGGAAAGAAAUGAAAGAUUGCAAAAUGCGCUCCAGCACUGCCAUCUAUGUUUACUUCCGUAAACACAUAGAAUGCUCACUUCUGACGUCUUUGCAUAAUCUACUGAGCAUGUGGAACACUUGUGUUAAAGCAGUUCACGCUGGAGAUCACAUCAGGUCACAUAUUAUGUAUUUAGAAAUGUGAACAACCACGCAAAAUAAUAGGAUUUUACAAAAAAAUCAGAAUUGAGCAUUAAGGCCUGCAGUGUAAAUGUAGCCUACAUGUUUCCUUUGCUCUUCACACCUGAAUCAUAUAUCUUAACUACCAUACUAGUAGUCAAGCCCUGCUAAUGAGUUCAUAUUGGAGUCAGGUGUGUUGAGGCAGACACACAUCUAAAAGUCAUAGGACGCCUGUCCUAGAGGAUUCAAGUUUAAGACCCCUGCUCUAAUGCUUAAAUAAAAGAACAGGUACAAGUUUAUGGAGUUUCUGAACUUGCACCUUUCUAAUUAAUCAUGGGUUAAGUGUCACAUUUGGACCUUGACUUUUUUUAAUCCAGUAGGAAACAGGAAUAAGAAAAAUGUCAAAAAAAACUAGAUGUAAUCUUAUAGAGGAUAUUUUAAUUCUGGUUAUGAUACAGAAAUUUUAAACCUUGUUAAAUGGCAAAAAACAACCAGUUUUAAAUCUGAGUAGUUUUUUUAAUCCAUAAACUACUAUA